AUGUAUCCAGUCGAGAACCCGGAGGUCGGCACAAACCCUGAGGUUUGGGCCAGAGAGAUGCAGGCGUGCAUUCUCGGUCUGGAUAUGGUCAAUGCUUCCAUGGACAUUAUGGUGCAGGGGCUGCUGCGCAUCGGCACGCUGUUGAGCUAUCCGCAGGCGAUCUCCAUCUUUGUGAUAAGCACCGAAGCUGUUUGCAGCAAUGGCACGAUUGAGCAUGCUGAGAAUGCGGCAGCGAAAAGUGGCAUUCUCGUCCGGGAAGGGCAGGCGCUUUCUUCCAAGGCUUGUGAUGAUCGACUUGCCACAGGGGCUUCUCUCAAGGAGCUCCAGCUUGUCGGGGACAGACUUCGCUACGAGCUCCUGACCGGCACUGGUCCCAAGUCCGGUUGGGUCAGCACGAAAAUCAGUGGGAAAGAGCUGGUGGUUCGACGGGCAGCCGCGCCGGCUGAGGCCGUCAAGAUGCCAGAAUUUGAGGUGCUGGACGAGAGCUACCUGUCAAUGAAAAAGGGCGCAUCUCCCACGGGCAAAACGCCUUGGUUGAAGAUGCUUGGGAAGACGAAUCCGGAUGCCAAAGGGCGUCUGGUCAUCUUUUCCUGGACAGGCAAUCGGGGUGGACAGGGUUCUGCCCACAACUUCAUGAAGCCCGCCUCGCCUGCUUGGACGGAGCAUCUGAAGAGCUUUCAGCAGUACGAGGUGAAUUAUCCUGGCCGUGGCACCCGGGUGAAAGACCCCCUUUACGAGGACCCGGCAAAAUACGUGACAGACAUCGUGGUUGCCUUGCAGGACGCUCUGAAAGACGGCCUCCCGUUUGUGUUGCUGGGCUUCUCCUUUGGCUCCAUCCUGGCCAUGGAAGUAGCAAGGUCAUUGCAGGCAAAAGACAUGGGCCCUCUCGCUGUGGUGGUGGUCAGUGCAGAGGCUCCGCAGUGGCCUGGCCGUGCAUCUCUGGGCUUAGCGGGCCUCGGCGAAGCCCGGUUUGAGCAGAUGCUCAAGGACAAGGGCGGGACGGAGUUCAUUUUGCAAGACCCGGGCAUGAAGAAAAUGUUCGUGCCGGUCAUCACGGCGGACUGCAAGCUAGAGGAGAACUACAGGUUUGACGUCUCUGCCGGGCCACUGAAGUGUCCUCUUCUCGUCUUCUAUGGCAACAAGGAAGGGCAUGACAAGAUGAAGACCAUCAUUGGCGCCGACGCGGCAGAACCUUGGAUGGACCUCACUGCCUGUCCCAAACUCUCCAAGCUCCAAGUGCUGGAGAGCGAUUGGUAUGUGUUUCAAGAUGCCGGCGCGACUGAAGCGGUUGCGGCAGGGAUCCAGGACCUGUGUAAGGUCGUGUUGAUGGUGAUCGCGGUAGUGGCAGUGGUGAUUGCUACUUUGCUUGCUUGGCAUCCGCUUUGUGGUUUCGUGUUUGCGGGAGACAGGCCAACCUCCGACAUCCAACGCCUACGAGUCUUGGGACUGGCGGCAGUCUCCUACGGCGCUGGGUCGGUAGACAAAGCAGCCUUGUUGGCUGCCGUUCGCGAAGGUGUUGCCGAACGCGGCGGUGAAGAGAUUUGGCAGGCUGGUGCGAGCGCGCUAGCGCAAAACCUGGAUGCGAGCCAGGAGGAUGCCGAACUGAUCCUUGCCAAGGCCUUCGGUUGGACCGGGUGGUACGAGCUCAACAGGCCUAGCUACCUGAAGCCGAAGCUCCCUCCGGCUCCACAACAGAUCUUCGAAGCGCUAAGCUGGCUCAGGCAAGGCCCCCUGCAGCUGACAGCAGAGCAGCUCCGCAAUGCCCUGGCGAUCAAGCCCUUGGUGUACUUGAAGGAGCCAAGAUCUUCCUACGAAUCGGCGCUGCAGGUGGCACCGGAGCAGUGGCGAUCGCCGGACGCCUUCAAAGAGUUGUUGCUCAGGGAGCCGCAGGUACUGGACCUGACCCACAACUGUCUUCUUACAGAUCCUGCAGAACGCAUAAAAGAUGAAUGGGGUGAGGCUGUUCACUGCGAUGGCAAAUGCACGCAUUGCUGGCGGACUGCUACUCCCAAACUCAUGGGCAAGGUCUUGGACGGCGUAGAGGUGUGA
Molecule: messenger RNA, 2049 nt
Organism: Symbiodinium necroappetens
Lineage: Eukaryota; Dinophyceae; Suessiales; Symbiodiniaceae
Source: the annotation of a GenBank genome assembly